This is a messenger RNA of Fusarium musae, 1746 nucleotides long. RefSeq names its product Crossover junction endonuclease mus81 (gene MUS81). Gene Ontology annotation, biological process: double-strand break repair via break-induced replication; DNA catabolic process; resolution of meiotic recombination intermediates. Gene Ontology annotation, molecular function: crossover junction DNA endonuclease activity; DNA binding; 3'-flap endonuclease activity. The coding region runs from base 1 to 1746 and encodes 581 amino acids. NCBI's taxonomy places the organism in Eukaryota, Fungi, Ascomycota, Sordariomycetes, Hypocreales, Nectriaceae. The transcript has a single exon. Gene Ontology annotation, cellular component: nucleus; Holliday junction resolvase complex. The record is from RefSeq and is a predicted model, not a curated record.
AUGGAUGAUGCCGAUUCGGCCAACCCGCAGCUGCUGGCUUGGGUCAAAGAAUGGCUCGAUCUUGCGCGCGAACGCAAUUCAAAAGGCGUUACAACGUACAGAACUGCCUAUAAUUCGUUAAAAGCAUGUCCAAUCACCUUUGAACACCCUGCGCAGUUGCAGCAACUCAAAGGUUUCGGCCCCAAACUUUGCGAACGCCUUGAGCAGCAAUUAAAGAAAUACUGCGAACAAAAUGGUCUGCCUAUGCCCCCACACCCAAGGUCUCGUAAGGCGAUGCCAGUUGCUGGAGUCGACAAUGGCGAGGGCUCUUCAAAGCCUGCCAAAAAGUCACGGAAACCCAAAGCAUAUGUUCCUGCUUUACGCUCUGGAGCCUAUGCCUUAGUGGUUGGCCUUUCCACGUUAGAUGAAGACUCUUCUGCUGGCAUGACAAAGACGGAACUCAUUGAAGUUGCACAACCGCAUUGUGACUCAUCUUUCUCGGCUCCUAGCGACCCUACCAAGUUUUACACUGCCUGGAACUCGAUGAAAACUUUGCUGCAAAAGGAAUUGGUGUACGAAAGAGGACGACCUCUACGGAGAUACGCCUUGACUGACGAAGGAUGGGAAGUCGCAAAACGCAUAAAAGACACAGAGCACUGGCAGGCCGAGAAUGGAAAAGCUGAAAACCCGACUUCAGCACAGCCUGUUAAUCCAGAUUGUCAACUAAUUUCCAAUCGUGGGCCUAGGUCGCCUUCGAUUGAAAUUUCCGAACCUGCGAAAGCGCCUUCAGAAUACCAAAACGUUGUGUCUGAUGGCCCAACAAUAUCAGACGACAAUUCGGUGCCAAACUUUACACCAAUCCGACUACCUCCGGGGUCCUUUACGGUACACUUAGUGCUAGACGUUCGCGAGGUCAGAGCGAAGACUGAUCGCGAUUAUAUGCAAGAGGAGCUAGCAAAACUGGGCGCAAAACCCAUCAUGCGAAGUAUGGAACUUGGAGAUGCCCAGUGGAUCGCGAAAUGCCAUGACCCAAAUCUGCUCGCAUCACAAGGUGCUGAGGGAGCUGAGGUCAUUUUGGACUGGAUUGUUGAAAGGAAACGCCUUGAUGACCUGAUAGGGAGUAUCAAGGAUGGUAGGUUUCACGAGCAAAAGUUUCGCCUGCAGCGCUCAGGUGUGAGGAAAGUUAUUUACAUCAUCGAGGAGAUCUCCAUGGACCCGGAAGUAGCAUCUAGAUAUGCCGAAGCCGUCCGGUCAGCCAUUGCCUCCACACAAGUCGUCAAUGGCUACUUUGUGAAGAGGACGGCCAAAAUGGACGACACAGUCAGGUAUCUUGCUCGCAUGACAGCGAUGCUGAAGCGGACAUACGAGAGCAAACCACUCAACGUCAUUCCUACCAAAAUUCUUACUUCUCAAAAUUAUCUUCCUCUGCUGAAGCACCUGAGAGAAUCUAUAUCUCCAGACUGGUAUAUCACUUACCCCGCCUUUUCGUCACUUGCAUCCAAGUCAGAGUCUAUAACUCUGCGAGACGUAUUUUUGAAAAUGCUUAUGACUACAAAGGGUGUCACGGGAGAAAGAGCGCUCGAAAUACAGAAGCGUUGGAAAACUCCGUAUGAUUUUGUCAAGGCUUUUGAGGCUUGCGGAAGUGGUGAACAGGGGCUGAAACGCAAACGCGAGCUGGUCUUUAGCCAGACAAGUCAUCUUGUCGGUCGAAAGAAGUUUACCAAGCCUUUGAGCACCAAAAUUGCAGAAGUCUGGGGUGACGCAUAA